GUACUCCUUGAAUCAUUACGGUCGAGUUUGCUGCACAGUGACGUUGAGUCUACUCCCAUUCUGAGACGCGACUCAAGCCAUCGAGUCGGUCAGAAAUCUACUCGGGAUGCAUACUAUUGGGUAUGUGCUUUCAAACCUUGUUCGAGGCCGCCAGAUAUCCGAUCCAAGAGAUAAAGUAUUUGAUAUGCUGGGACUGGCCAGAAAGAUGUCUGCUGCCUACUCUCUUUCGCGGUCGCAAGUUUACGAACGUCCCAUUCGUAGGCUGAUUGCUGAGUUGAACAACCUCAAUCCUCUGUUGAGAACUGAGGCAUGCAAAAUCUCGAGAUUUGCCGACAUGGGUUCCUGACUGGUGUGCGAAGUCCUUUGAAGAUAAUGCAAACGCGGAGAUUUAUUGGAUUAACAAGUACCAGUUCUGUGAUGCAGCUGGCGGAGCACUUGCGACGAUGAAGGACUCGUCUUCGUUAGGCUACAGAGUCUUUGUCAGACCAAGACUUCAGUUUCUUCAUGCACAGGCAUCUGUUUAUCAUUCGUAAGGGUAUGAUUGGCGUUGGGUUUCGGGAAGUUAAUGCCAGGGACGAAGUCUAUGUCCUCUUGGGGGAGAAAAUGGCUUUCAUAUUGAGACGGACUGAGGAAAUCAAAGAUGAUCGCUAUAGGCACGAAUAUGCCGGACACGCAUUUGUUGAUGGUAUCAUGGAUGGAGAGGUG
This is a messenger RNA of Pseudomassariella vexata, 705 nucleotides long. RefSeq lists its product as uncharacterized. Lineage: Eukaryota; Fungi; Ascomycota; Sordariomycetes; Amphisphaeriales; Pseudomassariaceae. The coding region runs from base 107 to 346 and encodes 79 amino acids. The transcript has a single exon. The record is from RefSeq and is a predicted model, not a curated record.